Molecule: messenger RNA, 1281 nt
Organism: Penaeus vannamei (Pacific white shrimp)
Lineage: Eukaryota; Metazoa; Arthropoda; Malacostraca; Decapoda; Penaeidae
Source: RefSeq, a predicted model, not a curated record
AUGUACAACAACGAACUGCUGGCGAUGCCCAUGUGCAACUGCCAAAGGCCUUGCACUAACUGCGGAAGGGGUUCCACGUGCCAGAAUCAACACCCGAGGGAAGGAGAGAUCCUGCAAGGCGAGGAAAACGGCGCCGGAGACACGCAGCCAGCUGGAGGGAGCGCGGCGCCACCAGCAGCGCAGGAAAGGGAACUCCCGCCACGCGAAUCCUGGCGAACCACAACCCUUGAUGAACUUCAUGAACCAACACAAUAUACAGCAAGACAAGUUACCCUUUUCCCCCCCAGUAAUAUUUUUGAAAUUCCAAAGUGCAACGCGGCCAAAGAAUUCACAAAGGGAAACACCUUUCCACUUGGAGAUUUUUAUUCCCGAAUCCCUCCUCCGACCAACUCCUCUGGAAGUGCCACUCUCCCUCAUCUGACGUGCCGACGAGUCCCUAGGACCUGGAAGCCACUGAUAAUCGCCAGCGCAUCGAGGGGGACAACGACAGCAGCGGCGCCAGCGAGAGACAACCGAGUCCCUGUUGCAACGUCGCCAGCGGCUCGGCGAGAUAAGCGGCACCUCACCCCCACCUCAGCGUCACUGCACACAGCGUCACCUCACCCGCCCCUCAGCGUCACUGCACCGUCACCUCAGCGUCACUCACGUCACCUCAGUCACCGUCAGCUCACUGCACCGUCACCUCAGCGUCACUGCACCGUCACCUCAGCGUCACUGCACCGUCACCUCACCCGCCACCUCAGCGUCACUGCACCGUCACCUCACGCCACUCACCGUCACCUCACCCGCCACCUCAGCGUCACUGCACCGUCACCUCACCCCCACCUCAGCCGUCACUGCACCGUCACCUCCCGCCACCUCAGCGUCACUGCACCGUCACCUUACCAGCCACCUCAGCGUCACCGCACCGUCACCUCAAUGUCACCUCAGCGUCACAGCACCGUCACCUUACCAGCCACCUCAGCGUCACCUCACCCGCCACCUCACGUCACUGCACCGUCACCUUACCAGCCACCUCAGCGUCACCGCACCGUCACCGCAAUGUCACCUCAGCGUCACUGCACCGUCACCUCACCCGCCACCUCAGCGUCACUGCACCGUCACCUCACCCGCCACCUCAGCGUCACUGCAUCGUCACCUCACCCGCCCCCUCAGCGUCACCGUACCGUCACAGAGCGGCAGCGAGCGGUUCACGGCCUUGUCGCGGAGGCACCAAGCGGUCGCUCCCCGCCCACCCGCCUCUGGCACUCGGCGGGAGGAAGCCAAGAGGACGAUAGAUAA